Papaver somniferum (opium poppy) is the source of this 711-nucleotide messenger RNA. RefSeq lists its product as uncharacterized. The record is from RefSeq and is a predicted model, not a curated record. The transcript has a single exon. Lineage: Eukaryota; Viridiplantae; Streptophyta; Magnoliopsida; Ranunculales; Papaveraceae. Bases 1 to 711 code for a protein of 236 amino acids.
AUGAGUUCAUUCAAACUCCCUGAAGAUACUAUAAAGAAGAUGAAUUCGAUACAACUGAGAUUCUGGUGGAACAAGACGGGAAAAAAAGAUUUUUUUCUUACUUGUUUUUCGGGUAUUUGUAAAACUGUAGAUGAUGGGGGUCUUAACUUCAGGGAUCUUUGGUGUUUUAAUCUUGCGUUAUUGGCCAAAGCAGCAUGGAGACUCUGUACUAUAACUGAUAGUUUGUUAGUACGUUCUCUCAAUGCAAAAUAUUUCAAAAAAUAUCAUCCUCUUCAUGCCCUUAAAAAGGUGGACUCUACAUGGUCUUGGAAGAGUGUUAGCUCCGAGUUUGAUUUUAUCAAGAAAUUCAGCUUUUGGUUAGUUGGUAAUGGAAAACAGAUUCUUAUUUGGCAUGAUAAGUGGAUUCAUCAUAAGGAAGUCCCUCAUUCUCCAGCUAUUAAUGCAACCAAUCCAUCUUCUUAUACAUAUGUUACUGGGUUGAUUGAUGAAGAUACUAAAAGUUGGAAGUCACUACUUAUUUAUAAUCUUUUCGACACAACUACCGCUCAACAGAUUCUUAGUAUGAGGAUUCCAUACAACAGUGAAGAUAGACUUUGUUGGACUCUGACGAAGAACGACAAUUUUAUUGUCAAAUCUGCUUAUUAUGCUCUUUAUAAUAUAAAGAACCACAAUGGUCAAGCUACAUACAAACGCAAUUCUAACAAUACUUAG